Botrytis deweyae is the source of this 969-nucleotide messenger RNA. RefSeq lists its product as uncharacterized. The coding region runs from base 1 to 969 and encodes 322 amino acids. Lineage: Eukaryota; Fungi; Ascomycota; Leotiomycetes; Helotiales; Sclerotiniaceae. The transcript has a single exon. The record is from RefSeq and is a predicted model, not a curated record.
AUGUCUACUCAAUUAUCACAAGGUCUUGCGCAAGGCGCUGCGCGGAGACCUGACUCAUUUUCGAAGCUUCCUCAUGAAAUUACGGCAAGGAUCUUCAGGUACGCUUUACCAGGUCCUCGGAUCAUCACCGUCGAUGUUAAAUAUAGUCAGAUGGAUGAUUCUGAAAUCGGGGAUAUUGCUAUGGAACUAAAAUUAUCCCAGGAAGCCUGGGAGAAAAAGCGGGAGGAUAAACAUUUUAGAGAAAAGCUGGGACUCCAUGAUCCGAAAGAUCACCACAUGAUCUUGGAAGUCGAACGGGCUGUCGCUAUUCAGACCAUUCCAGCUCUAUUACACACAUGUUCAUUGUCAAGAAAAGUAGCUUUGGAAUUCUAUCAAUUUUGGAGACGGGGCAAAAAAUUGACAAUUUGCAUCGAUUUCAAAAUUGACACCCUCCACUUUCAAAGCCAUCGUGCGUGGAAAUACUUCACGCAAAAGCCAGGAGAAUUGAGCGGUAGACAUCUCCGUAGCAUUAUGAUCGCCUCAAAUAGCAAGUGGGGAUACGAAGAUGGAGAUAGAUACACUAUGAACUACAAUGUGCUUUUGAACGAUCUCUUUGAUAACAAAUACAGUGCAGGAAGAGAUAACAUCAGCUUAGACACUACUUGUGUCGACGAAAUGGCCAAGAAAGUGAAGUUUCUGGCUCUUGGUGGAGAACUGGUUUUGAGCAGUCACCCAGAAUGGGCAAUGUCAUUGGUAAAAUUUUGGAAGCUCAAAAAGCUAUGGUGGAGAUUCAUGGACGAUACCCCCAAUACUCCCGAAGACGAUUUGAAACUGGAAUGGAGAAGACUAGCUGCAGGUAUUGACAACAAAGAAGAGUGGCUUGCCAGACAGGGAGAGUUCACCCACGUUACAAUACCAAAAGUUCACCGUAUCAGCUUCGAAGAUUUGCAAAUCAGGCAAAGACUCGGCGAAGGAUUCGAUAUUGAGUAG